Trichoderma asperellum CBS 433.97 is the source of this 1866-nucleotide messenger RNA. RefSeq lists its product as uncharacterized. NCBI's taxonomy places the organism in Eukaryota, Fungi, Ascomycota, Sordariomycetes, Hypocreales, Hypocreaceae. Gene Ontology annotation, biological process: meiotic cell cycle; positive regulation of transcription by RNA polymerase II. Gene Ontology annotation, molecular function: DNA-binding transcription factor activity; DNA binding. The record is from RefSeq and is a predicted model, not a curated record. Gene Ontology annotation, cellular component: nuclear chromosome.
AUGUCAGACCUCAGAGGAGAGCCUGCUCAUUCGAAUUUCUGGUCCACCUACAACGGUUCCGCUCACUUGGCCAACAGACUCGGAACAGCAACAAUGGACUCUGGCUUUCAUAGCUCAGCUUCGGCGUCCCCUCUCCCAGGGCGCCCUCGCAGUGGCCAUGACCAGUCCUACACCUAUGGACGGUAUCCUCAAGAAGAAUCCGUUGCGUAUGACCGUCACUCUCAAUCGAGCCUGUCUGCUCAGCAUAGCUACCCCAGCCUCAAGAGGCCCUUCUCGCAAACUGAACCGGCCGCAUAUCAGGAAAUCGUUCAGGACUUGCGAGAUGACGGCUCUCGAUUGACGGUGAAUCAAGAUCAUAAACUGCUGGCUUUUCGGCGAACACAGGAUAAGCAUACCAUCGUGGAUCAACAAGGCCGAAUGCAGCAACUGGAAUUAUCCGCCCAGCUUCAUGGCAUGUUCUUUCUUUCUGAGAUGCCAUCGACUGCCAGCGACGGGACUGCCUUACAACCCGAAUUAACUUGCUACAGAAGGAAUCUGUUUCAAAUUAGUGGUUCUUUGAUCACCCCCAGAGGACAACUCUCUGUCGUCAACGAGAGCAACGAGACCCUACUGGUGACAAGCAUGGAGGUCGCCAUAUCUGCUAUUGAGUCUGUUGAUGGCAACCCCGUCCGCCUCAUCGUCAUUCCAUGGAAAACUCCUCCACCUAAUGCCCCUGAAAUUAACCAAAGCCCGGAUCAAGAACCUGCCGCCCUCCCGUUGAUUCCCUUCCAAGAUGACGGAUCUGAGCCUGAAGGAGACUACGCCGUUUAUCCUAUCGGCUGGCGCCGACUCCAGUUCAGAAUUGCUACUGCAAACAACGGUCGACGAAAGGAGCUUCAACAGCACUUUGUGCUUCACCUUAAAGUGUUUGGAACCUUGUCUGACAGCUCCAAAGUUGUCCUGACAGAAUCCACCACUGCCCCAGUUGUAGUGCGCGGCCGCAGCCCGCGCAACUUCCAAGCCCGCAGAGAGAUCCCCCUGCUGGGAUCAAGCGCUGGCUCAAGGGGCCAAGCCUUGGUAGAAACCGGCUUGGGAGUUGUCGCUGGCGCAUUAAGUGUAAAGCCACAAGAGCUCAAGAGAAGUGUGGAUUUACAGGUACCACGCUCGAACUUUACCUUUAGCGCUCCCAAGGUCCCCGGGAGCGGACAGCUGGGUUCAAUGAGACCUGCCAACCCAUAUCCAACUUGGAGUGCUAGUAGUAGCAGCACGUCUAUCUCUCAAGUCGCCUCAUCUGGCCCAGGAAGCUACUCAGCGGCAACGAUGGGCGCUGAUACGUAUUCUAAAGUUUCCAUGCCUACCGCGUCGACCUUUACUUCAGAUCCCCAAGAGCUGCCACUUCAAUCAACGAUAUCAUCCUUGCCACUUGAGCAGCAACCAUCGGCUCGUGGGCAGUAUACCUAUGUACAACAGCAAACUUCCGGAUCCCAGCUGCCAGCUAGCACACCAGCAGUGAGCGGCCAGGAUAGCGCUUUGAGCAUCCCUAGAUAUGUUGAAAACGGCCGACCAAACAAGAGUCCGAGACAUAGCGGCCAGCAGUCUGUUCAUGCAACCAACUCCGUGAACAAUAGCGAAUCGCCCGAGUACCGGUACGGAUCUACGACGCAAGGAUCAACCUCUUCAAGGGAAUACUAUUCGUCAUCACAAGCCUGGUCUAGCACCGUCGCCGGCGAGAACAGCUCCACUACAGCUUAUAAUACAACUGAUGCGAGACCAUAUCCAUUCUCCCAUGACUCCUAUAAGGCGGGGACAACAACUGGAUCUUCAGCGAAGCCUGAAUCUCGCGGGUCGUUUGAGCACAUGCAUAAUUAUUCAUGGACUGCAAGCUAG